Hippocampus zosterae (dwarf seahorse) is the source of this 2353-nucleotide messenger RNA. It is a transcript of the gene hspb11, whose product is annotated as heat shock protein, alpha-crystallin-related, b11. Gene Ontology annotation, biological process: intraciliary transport. Bases 11 to 622 code for a protein of 203 amino acids. The record is from RefSeq and is a predicted model, not a curated record. NCBI's taxonomy places the organism in Eukaryota, Metazoa, Chordata, Actinopteri, Syngnathiformes, Syngnathidae. Gene Ontology annotation, cellular component: cilium; intraciliary transport particle B; centrosome. The transcript has 6 exons.
GGCGCUCGCAAUGACGUAUUUUUCAUGCGACGCAGAGGGUUGGCGUAGCAACGCAUGGUUGUUUGUGUGUUUUAGCGAAACUGCGCAUCAGACCACAUUUGGGAUUUUAUUUUGUGUUGCUUGUCAUUCGUGCACCAUGAGUGAGUCAUCUAUUCGUUCUCUGGGACUGAAAGUUGUUGUGGCUGCUUCCAACGAUGAGAAACACCCGCCGGAAAAUAUGAUUGACGGAAACGCCAACACAUUUUGGAUGUCCACGGGAAUGUUUCCUCAGGAAUUCAUCAUUCGCUUUGCAGAAAUGACAAACGUUUCUUCAGUAACCUUGGACAGCUAUAACGUCAAGCAUCUAAAAGUAGAAAAGAACACGUCGGAAAACGCCUCUCACUUUGAGUUUGUUGACGAGAAAGAACUGAAACUCACAGAGGGGCAGCUUCAGACAAAUUCUAUUUCACUUGGCGGAAGCAAUGUAACUCACCUUCGUUUUGUCAUCACCUCAGGAUAUGAUCACUUCGUUGCGGUGCACAAAAUAGGGCAGGCUUCGGUUAUCGGCCGGCGUCUUCUCGGGGGCUUUCUUAACGGCCGUCCAAUGACACGGAGAUGCCCGCUGGACCGCAACUCAUUAUAGCACAAAGCAUUACUACUGGGGCUGAUCCUGCGAUGGAGGGGGGAGGGGGGGGGGUGGAAAACGGAUGGGAUGAAUGAAGUUCUGACAGACUUCGGGAGAAAUCUUUUAAGUGUUUUUCUUUACCGAUGGGUAUAGAUGCUUGGAUUAUAUUUUCAGCACCCACAGAUGUUAAGAUCGUGUUUGAUUUUCAGUCAAAUGUCAAUGGAAAUAAAUUCAACUGUUGAUGAAAACCCUUCCGGGCUGGAGUAGAUGUCCAAAUGGUGAGCGCAUGUAAAAUCCAGAUAUUCCACGAAAUGUAUUGUGUUCUCAUCAGGAAGACGCCUCACCCUCUGCUCUGUUUAAACAGACUUUGAAUGCGUCCUUAUCAAGUUAGGAGUAAUCUUCCAUGCAUGCCAUGAACAAAAGAGCCACAUACUGGCAACGGGCUUUAAUUUGAUUUCAUGUCUGAUUUUGGAGGAAUUAGCUCACGAAGAGAAGGAGAUGAUCGGGCAAGAGGGAAAACAAUCUCAUUCUUUAAAUCCAAAUAAGGGCGUGGGCAUCAGGAGCGAAUGACAAAAGAUUCGGAGCUGAUGCUUGGAAUCCAUUAGUAGUGAUCAAUCAGAAUCCAGCGUUUGACUGGUAAAAUAUCUUUGAGACUGUGCUUCUAUUUUUUUUUUUUUGUAAUGAAACGCAGUGGUGAAUCAAAGUCAGAACAUUGAAAAAAAAUGAUUAGACCACUUUUAUCUCAUCAGUUUCUUGUUCAUUUUCAAUUUGUGAGCUAAUUCGUGUUUAUUUAUUUUUUCAAUAAAUGGGUAGAUUAGUGGUUAGCACUUCAGCUUCACAGUGCAGAGGUACCGGGUUCGAUUCCAGCUCCGGCCUCCCUGUGUGGAGUUUGCAUGUUCUCCCCGGGCCUGCGUGGGUUUUCUCCGGGUGCUCCGGUUUCCUCCCACAUUCCAAAAACAUGCAUGGCAGGCUGAUUGGACGCUCUAAAUUGUCCCUAGGUGUGAAUGUGAGCGUGGAUGGUUGUUCGUUUCUGUGUGCCCUGCGAUUGGCUGGCAACUGAUCCAGGGUGUCCCCCGCCUACUGCCCGAAGACGGCUGGGAUAGGCUCCAGCACCUCCCCCCCCCCGCUACCCUAGUGAGGAUUAAGCGGUUCAGAAAAUGGAUGGAUGGAUGGGUAGAUUAGAAGCAUUUGAAGCAUAGUAGUGGCAACAUCAUGCUUUGCUUUUUUGGGACGUUUUCUUGAGCUGGAAUUGAGGCCUCAGUCAAGGUGGAGCGAAUUACCAAAAAAAAAGUAGUUUACUGCUAUUACAUGUCAGGAAAUUUCAAAUAUUAGGGGCAGAAUCAAACUGCACUGACUUACAUUAAAACAGAAUAUUGAAUGGUAUAUUUUAUUCACGAGUAAAAUAAAAAUUCCUUAUUAAAAUGUCUUGAAAUGCAGUUGAUAUUGCUUUAUUAGUUUUCAUGCUUGUGGAGACAAAUGUUUAGCAACUUUCAUAAUAAUUUGCGUUGGAAUCAUCAUUUCGUCAACUCAACAUCAAAGGACCUGUAAAGUACAAAAAAAAAUAGCAUUCAAAAAUUACUUUAACCUUCAAUAAAUUAAUAUCAUGCAAAACUAAAUUAUAUAAUUUGAUAUUUUGAUUGGUUUAAUUAAAUGUCACCCAAAAAAAAAAAAAGUUAAGCGCUACAAUAACAAUAAUGAGCAAUGGCAAUGGCCUCCAGUGUCUGCUGUGAAGGCUUUAGUGUAAAAUAA